AUGAAGUGGUGGAACAAGGGUUGCAUAUACCUGGCGUAUAUCGCACUCAUAUCGAAAAAUAGCAAUGCAGAGCUCAUACCUGCGAAGAACUUCACAUCUAGAGAUUAUUUUGCUGUUGAAUCUCAUCUAUCGGCGGCGGAGUUAUCCAAAUUACAUCCAGAUUGGACCUUUGAACAUCUGGUGAGGGGUCUAGAUAACCACUACGUGUUUUCGGUUGCUAAAUCCGAGAAUGAGGAUGACAUAGACUCAGGCAACUCUUUGAGGAAGAGAGCUAUUGAAAAUGAGGAUCAUAUCCUAUCGUCUGAGUUUUUAACACCUUCAAAUAAACUACAGAAAAGGAUGCCCGUACCAGCACCUCCUCUAGAUUCUAGCAUGCUGCCGAUACAAGAAAUCAAGGAUAAAAUAGGCAUCAAUGAUCCAUUGUUCCCCAAACAGUGGCAUUUAAUAAACCCAGCAUUCCCAGGGAACGAUAUAAACGUAAAGGAUGUCUGGUUGCAAAAUAUAACAGGUAAAGGUGUAGUUGCCGCAAUCAUCGAUGAUGGUGUUGACUAUACUAGUCCGGACUUAAAAGACAAUUUCUGCAAAGAAGGAUCGUGGGACUUUAAUGAGAAUCAACAACUCCCAAUGCCUCUUUUGAGCGAUGAUAACCAUGGUACUAGAUGUGCUGGUGAGAUUGCUGCAAUAAGAAAUAAUAAUUACUGUGGUGUUGGCGUUGCAUAUGAUGCAAAAGUCUCUGGAAUUAGAAUAUUAUCAGGCCCUUUGACAGCAGAAGAUGAAGCUGCUUCUCUAGUCCAUGCUUUAGACGUUAAUGAUAUAUAUUCCUGCUCCUGGGGACCUACAGAUGAUGGAAAACAUUUACAAGGUCCCUCACCUUUAGUUAAAAAGGCAAUGAAAAAAGGUGUCACAGAAGGAAGAGGCAAUAAAGGUGCAAUUUAUGUAUUUGCUAGUGGUAAUGGUGGCAUGCAUGGUGAUAAUUGUAAUUACGAUGGGUACACCAAUUCUAUAUAUUCAAUUACAGUUGGUGCCAUCGAUCACAAAGGUUUACACCCACCGUACUCCGAAAGUUGUUCAGCAGUACUUGUUGUCACCUAUUCGUCUGGCUCAGGUGAAUAUAUUCACUCUACAGAUAUUAAUGGUGGCUGCUAUGAUAGGCAUGGAGGUACUUCUGCUGCCGCCCCCAUUGCUGCUGGUAUUUAUGCACUUGUCUUGGAAGCUAAUCCAAAUAUUACGUGGAGAGAUAUGCAAUAUUUAUCAAUUCUUUCUUCAGAAACAAUUGAAAAUAACCUUGAGGAUGGUGACUGGCAAACCACUAAAUUGGAGAAGAAAUACUCACACAAAUAUGGUUACGGUAAGUUGAAUGCUCACAAUAUAGUUGCUUUGGCGAAAGAUUGGGAAAACGUUAAUCCACAAGUAGAAUUUGCCACUGAUAUUAAAGAAGUGAAUGAAGAGACAGACAAAGAAGAUAAACCAAUUGAAUCGACAAUCGAAAUUACUGCAUCAGAUCUGGAGAAGGCCAAGUUCAGAUCUGUUGAGCAUGUCACUAUUAAUGUUGAUAUUAGCACUGAAAAUAGGGGCACAACGACAAUUGAUCUAAUAUCUCCAUUUGGUGUAGUAUCUCAUCUAGGUGUUGUUAGACGCAAGGAUGACUCCAAUGAAGGCUUUAGAGACUGGACGUUUAUGAGUGUAGCUCACUGGGGAGAACUUGGCUCUGGUGAAUGGAAAUUGAUAGUAAAAACUACCUCUGACGACGACAAAGUCGAGUUUCAUAGCUGGAGUAUAACACUUUUCGGAUUGUCGGAAUACUCAGAACAGAAGUUAAAAGAAGGUGACAUACCGUCAGAGAACGAUGAUGAUAACCGAAAGGAGGAUGGUCCAGAAACUGAUAAUAAUAAUGUUACCGAGGAAACAGGGUCUGAUCAGCAACCAGAAACUGAAAACCCUGAAAAUGAUGGAGAUAAUGGGACGGAUAAAAAUACUGGCCAUCACAUGACGCCAACUAUCCCAACUGGUGUUCAUUUGAUAGUAUCAAUUUUCAUUAUUGGCUGUGUGUUCUUACUCUUACAUUUUAUGUUUUUUGUUAGAACGCGUAGAAGGAUAAAAAGAGUAAGAGCCAGCAACUACGAUUAUGAUGUGAUCGAUACAGAUGCAGAAUAUGAUUCUACAAACGAAUCGUCAUCUACUCCUCUUCCGGAUACAUUCAGAUUAUCUGAUAUCGAUGACAACGAGUUUGAUAUAUCAGACGAAGAAAAUACUCAAUACAAUCAUUUGUUUAAUAAUGAUGAAUCGCUGGAUCAACGUCUAUUGGAUUCCGAUAAUCCAGAACAAAACCCAACAGGCGAACAAGCACAAACACAUUCAUCUGACACAUAA
Messenger RNA from Nakaseomyces glabratus, 2370 nucleotides. RefSeq names its product kexin KEX2 (gene KEX2). Gene Ontology annotation, cellular component: trans-Golgi network; Golgi membrane. Gene Ontology annotation, molecular function: serine-type endopeptidase activity. NCBI's taxonomy places the organism in Eukaryota, Fungi, Ascomycota, Saccharomycetes, Saccharomycetales, Saccharomycetaceae. Gene Ontology annotation, biological process: protein processing. The record is from RefSeq and is a predicted model, not a curated record.